UCUCUUGUUCAUGAUGGGUGCUUUUCAAUAGAUGCCUUUAACUGACACCUCAAAAUAUGCACACAUCUAUUGCAACAUUGCUGGUUGCAUUUCUAGGGUCUAGUUUAAACUUUUUCAGCACACAGCUGUUCUGAUUAUAGACCAUGCAGUUAAACACACAAUAAUCAUGCAUACCAGAGGCUAUGGCAUCUCCACAUUACUAAGCCUUUGAAAAGCUAUCACCUUUACUUAGCAUUUGUCAGCUUUAUAUAACUUGUCCCAAUACCACAUUUUUCUUUUGCAACCAGAGACACUAUCCAGAGAGUUCUGCAUGUCCAGCAGCGUUUUUGCUUGAAAUUUUUGAACAAAAUCCCAUUAAAACUCAUAGCAAACUGCUUUUGAAACUCAGGGACUACAUAAUUGCUCAGCGCCUAAACAGCAGUACAGCUAGUGCCCAGGAAUUUGAAAUUAUUUUUCUGCUUAUACAGUAAAUGUACAUUUGUUUAUAUUAUAUUAAAUAUCAGUCAUUUCUAGUUAUAACAGGAAAGAAGAAGGAAGAUGAACUGUUCAUGUGUAUGCUGUCUUAAACAUCUGGAAAUGGAGUGGGGCGGUGAAUAUUCUCUUGAUUCUUCCAAUUUGGAUUGUUUAUUAAACAUACUUCCGGGAGAUCUAGAGUUUCAGCAGAUACUUGGUGACAUUGAUGAGAAAAUAAAGAAAAAUGAUGCAAGCAUGGAGCAGUGUCUUAAGGACCUACAAUUGGAAAUAAACGAAACUUGUUCUGAUGAGUUGCUACAGGACACAGAUGACUGUCUUCAGUGGUUAAAUAACUGCAGUUUCAGCUCAGUCAAACCGUUUUCAACACCUCAUGGAGAAUUGGUCAAGUUUCUUCAAACACUGCAAAACUUACUUAAGAAUGAGCAAAAUCAAGAAGAUAUGAUUCUUCACUUUCUCCUGGAUCUCUCUAGUCAGUGUGGAGUCUUAUUUCCUUGUACUCCAAGCGGGACAUCUUUUGAGUUUACAUCAAGUACUUCACUUCAUGGCAUUGAAGACAAUUCAGCGAUGGAUGUUCAGUGUAUUUGGGAUGAUGUAAGACUACAUCUUCGCCGCUUCUUAGUAAAUCAGCUGCAGAGUCACCAUGAAACAAAACAUGGCACUUUACAACAGCAAUUGCAGUUUAAAACUCAGUGUCUUCAACAGCUGUUUUUUCUUUAUCCUGAGCCAGAAGUUCUAGCCAAGUAUCAAAACAUGCAGAAUAAAUUGGUUAGUGAUCUUCUUCAGAAAUGCGUUCUAGAAAGCAGCGGUGAAACGAACUUUGAAAAGAUGGUUCACGGUUAUGAAAGUUCACUUCCUAUUUUGUGUACAUUGAUAAAAGAAGAUAUGUAUAUUCUUAGUGGAAUUAUUGACUCUCAUUCAACCAUGAAAUUCAUUAAUGAAACUUACUUGGAUACUAUCACAGAAGAAAUGACCAUUCUUCUUGAAACGCUUUGUGAGCUUCAGUUCAAGGAAAAUGCUUUACAUGGUGUUAAGGCAAGCAAGAGCUCAAAGAAACAGAGAGGAGUAGCCCAUGUUUGGGCUGCUCAGGAAUAUCCCAGAAAAGGAAGAAGCUUCUGUUUAACACUGCACCAACUCAGAUGUCUUUCCCAGCUUGUACAGCUUUUUUUGUUGAUGGAAGAAAAGGUUGAAGAAUUGUCUUCAGAACUGCUGUUAAUACCAUGUUUUUCUGAGAACAAAAGUGUUCAAGGAGUUCUGAAGAAAGCUGGUGGGGAACCUUUAAUAGGGGAAAGUAGAGCAAAUGUAACCAGUGUGCUUCCUGAACAGUUACUUCAGGUAAAAGAGUCUACCAUACUAGAGUUUGGCUGGAGAAAUGCAUUUAAAGACCUUUCGUCUUCCGUGGCACACUGCAUAACAAUUGCAGUUGAAGAUUUUUCUACUAAAAUUCUUCAGCAUGAGCAGAAUGAGCAGUCUUCAACUAUCUGCUAUGUGAUGAAUCUGGUAAAUGUUCAGCAUAUGAAGGAGUCCUGGGGAGUAGUCCAUCAUGAAGAACAACCAAAACAAAUUUCAAAGUUUUGUUCUGACAUCAUGGAAGAAUUUGACACAUUGCUUCCACUGGCUCUGGCAUGCAGAGAUGAGUCACUGCAGGAAAUUAGAACAAAUUUUGUAGAGGCGUGCUGCAAAGUAGCAACAGCUGUCCUGGCAAGAUUGGAAGAGAGAAGUAAAGAUGUCCCUUCCAGAGCUCCACUACAGAACCUGUAUGCUAUUCUCUCCACAGCAGUACAUGUAUAUCAGCAUUUUAAGAUGUAUCAUAAUUUAAUGAAAGAGACCAAUAGAAAGCCCUUAUUCCUAGUGUCUCUCCAGCAAUAUCAGGAAUUGAUCAGUGUUCUACAGUUUCAAGUUACAAACUAUUGCAUCAGAGUUUGUGCUACAAGCAUUUUACAGGAUGCCGAGAGUCACUACUGGGAUGACAACAAAGCUUUUUAUGAGGGGGAACGAUGCUCAUUCUCCGUCCAGAUGUGGCAUUAUUUCUGCUGUGCUCUUCAUCAUGAUCUAUGGACUGUUCUACCCCCCAUGUUAGCCCAAGAGAUUUUAACAGAAGUGUUGGAAGAAUCUUUGGCACUCCUGGCUUGCAGAUAUUUUCAGGCUCAACCCAGUUACAAAAGGACACCACAAAUAAGAAUAGAUGUUACAGCAAUUCUUCUGACCUGUGAAAACCUGUUGUGGUCAGUUUGUGGUUCUGUGCAAGAACUUCUGAGUCCACAUAAAGACAGAAAUCCUCAAAUUUAUAAAAUACACCAGCAUUGCAAUAAUCUACUUACAGCAGCUGUCCUUUUAACUGCACCACUGGAGAAUCUUUAUAAAACAUUUCAGAGUAGCUUUGAUGAUCCUUUGCCCCCAGUUUAUAUGGAGCCUAUCAUUAACCAACCAUUACACUGGUUAUCUGGUAUAACUGAAUUGUCUCCGUCUCUACUCAAGACUCCAUCAACCAGAGAAAUGGCAGCUCAGGGUCAACUGAAACUGCUCUUAUCCCAACCAUACUGUAAUUGGAACUUGCUUUUGGAAACAUUGCUACAUCAUGAUUGCCUCUUAGUGAAAAUUUUACUGAGAAGUUCCAAAUCUGGAUUGUCUGAAUGUGGAGAACAAAGCACUUGCCUAGAUGAGAAAAAUAACAAAGAACCUAAUUUGACUGAAGCAAUCUUUGCAGUACUGUCCUAUUGCACUUUAUCUCCCAAAUUACUUGGUGGUGUUCUGGAGAACUACAUAGAAAAAGAACAGAUAUGGGAUUGUUUAUACAAUAUGUCAGUUACAAGUUGUGGUGAUUUGGAGCCAGAAAUUAUCAGAUGCUUGAAGCUGACUUUGAUUAAUUCUGUUAAGGGUAUAGUGAAGCAGAUGAUUUCUUUGAUGCAUUCAUGGGAAGCAACAGAGAACUAUGGAACCUAUCAACACAAACAAAUUGUUCCUGAAAGUUUGUUGAAGACUGUUCCAAAGGAAUGGAAUUAUACACCUAGAGAAAUGAAAAGAAAAGAAUCUGGAAAAUGCUUCACAAGGCUUGCUGCUCAAGCAGUAUCUAUUGUAAUCAGCAAGUUACCUACAGUGAUUGCAUGUUUGCCUCCCCCAAUUAAGUAUUUCUUUUUUCUGUCUGAGAGAAAAAUGCCAAAAAACUUCGUUGAAUCAAAAAAAGCUGGUCUUCUUGUCUGGAUCUUGAUUGUAAUUAUAUGUCGGAUAUUUGAGGAUGGCAACACCACAGAACAUUUAACGGGUACAACUCUUGACAGAUGGAGCAAAGAGAAGCUUAGUUUAGUUCGUGUGUGUUUGGAAAGUAUUAUGGGGAAAAAGAAGAGUAGCCCAAAACAAGUGACACAGAAGAUUAUACAGAGCAUUGAACAACAAAGGCCAAACUGGAUUGAAAACCAAUUAUUAAAGGCAAGAAAACUGAGCAUAGACUGUACUGUUACUGCCGCAGAAGAUGGUAGAGGCUUGGAAGAGGAAACUAUUGAGCUUGAAUUGACUGAGCAGAAAAUAAACAUGAUGGUCCUGGAUAUCUGCCACAAACCAGGUGGCAGUGAAUACCUGAGGCAAAUUUAUCACAUCAUCCAGCUCAAUGAGGAAUAUUUGAGUGAACAGCUGUCUUACGAAGAGUUUUCUGAAGAAAAUAUGGCAACCAUUAGACCUUUAAAUCUGACAUUAAGCAGCAAGGAGAAGCAGCCUGUGUUUGACCCCUUCCAGGUGCACUACCUGUAUUGCACUAACGUGUUAGAAAAGUCCACCACUACUGAAUGGAAAUGGGAUUGGUCAAAUUUGCUGCCAGCUUAUCUGGGACUUAAUAAGAUGACCUUCAGGGUGCUGCUGACACACAGAUGGGAGAUGAAAGAGGAAGAAGUUAUGGAAGAGGAGGAGAAAGUGAUGCUGGAGCAUUUAAAAAAACUUUAUCUCACUCCAACCUGUCUUGCCUCAGAAGAUAAAGUAGAACAGAGAACUUGACAAGAGUACAUUUUUCAUUCAACAUUUUGAACACUGGUGUAAUAAUAGGUAGCCUGUGAUUCUUUGAGAAUUUGUGGCAUUCCAAAGAAGUUCUGCAUAGUUUGUACAAAUGUUGUUUUGUGUUGGUGUUUUCUAGGAAUUCCUAGGUACAGUGUUUUGUGUUAUGUUGCAUGGAUAUGUUUUUCUUUGUAAACAAUGUCAGAAAAUUAAAAUAGUUUUAUUUGAUUCUUAAAAUAAAAGUACAGUAAGAUAAUAAAAGUACAGUAAGAUCUAAACAUUAUAUUUCUAAGAACUAGAGGCUUGAAGCCUCUAUCCUAAGAACUAGAGGCUUGAAGCCAGUGGAUAAUUAUGUGAAUACCUACAGAUCACAAACUGAAAUUAAAACAGCAAAGAUACUGUUUUGCAGUUCAGUAGGAUGGAUCCUAAAGGCUUGAAGGCCAUAUUAAGAAUAGUUGCAAAAUCUAAAGCAUGCUUUAGUAUCAAACAAAAUUUGGCAGCUGAUAAGUCUUUUGAGCUGCCAUAUUAAAGCUGUAGUCCUGUGCACACUUAUCUGGGAGUAAGCUCCGUUUAAUGCAAUAGAACCUCUGAGUAAACAUACACAGGAUUGUGCUACAAAUCUGUUACUAGAGUACUGAGAAAGCAAAGAUUAGAAUCGUUUGUCUCUAAAACUUAUUUCUAGUAUUUGUCCUAAGGAAAUAAAAACUCUAAUUACUCUAA
Molecule: messenger RNA, 5172 nt
Organism: Hemicordylus capensis (graceful crag lizard)
Lineage: Eukaryota; Metazoa; Chordata; Lepidosauria; Squamata; Cordylidae
Product: KIAA0825 ortholog
Exons: 20
Coding region: 538-4455 (1305 amino acids)
Source: RefSeq, a predicted model, not a curated record